Molecule: messenger RNA, 1345 nt
Organism: Sphaeroforma arctica JP610
Lineage: Eukaryota; Ichthyosporea; Ichthyophonida
Exons: 4
Coding region: 78-470 (130 amino acids)
Biological process (GO): transcription initiation at RNA polymerase II promoter; RNA polymerase II preinitiation complex assembly
Cellular component (GO): nucleus; transcription factor TFIID complex
Molecular function (GO): transcription coactivator activity; protein heterodimerization activity
Source: RefSeq, a predicted model, not a curated record
AGGAUGGCGAGGCCCUUGAAGGGCUGAACGCGGAGGAAGAGGAAGAAGAAGAGGAAGACAUUUUACCGCCGGAUGUGAUGCCUCUGCCAACGCAGUACCGUUCCUUUAAGCCCAACCUUACUCCCGAGGAGGGAGAAAAAAUGAGUUUACUUUUAGAAUCAUUCUCGGAGGAACAAAUGAGUAGGUACGAAUCGUAUCGACGAGCUGGUUUUCCACGUGCGGCUAUGAAACGUGUCAUGCAGCAAAUUACGGGGAGCAUAGUUCCGCCUACCGCGGUCAUCGUCAUGUCGGGUAUAACCAAGAUCUUCUGCGGAGAAGUCGUUGAAUCAUCUAUCAAGGUACAAACGGAAUGGAAAGACAGCGGCGCACUGAGGCCGAAGCAUAUCCGAGAGGGACUACGCAGGUUGCGUAACAAUGGCGAGACGACCGUGACUGGGUUGAAGCCUUUCAAAAAGCGUAGAUUGGACUGAGGAUGUGCUACAAGGCUUAUCAUUGCAUUCGUGAUCCUGCCAGCCCAGCAGAUUGGAUGUGGAAGGUCAAAAAGCUAUUAUAUUCAAAGACGCACCUGCAUGAUCCGAAUACGCAGUCGGCGACGUGAGACGGGCGGAAUAUACACGUUUUGUGUACAAAGUUGUUCACUUCUUCAUUGUGGAAAAUCCUCUGUUUUGUAGAGUACGAGUCACUUGCGAAGGCACUCAAGCCUCACGGAUCUAAUACUUCUUGGAAUUGGUUGAGGAUCAGGUGUUGUAAGGCUCGCUGACGAUGGGGGGCCAUAGUGCAUCUCUGCUGAUGUUCCAUUCUGCGUUUUACAGCAUGCGCUAGAAGACAGCAGUCACAAACAAGGUUCUAAUUUGACCUGUGCAUGGUCAUCAAUAGAACUAGUCUGUGCAUUUCAAAGAUGCGAAAAAAUGUCUGCUCAGCCCCAGGUUUCACACCGAUGGGUGCGGCAAAGUACCAACAUCAUCAUCUCAGCUGACAUACCAACUCGUGGUCUGAGAGUCAUUCGUGCCCCUCUCAUGAGCGAAUAAGUGCCUGAUUCAACUUUGGGAUGUGAGAACGCCCUGUGGAUGUCUGAGCUUCGUAGUCCACGCUUUACAUCGUAAUGUAGUCUGCAAACCCUUGAACUAAGCUCAAAGCGCUCGUUAUCGAAGCGCAGCGUGCUUUAUAAGCGCAGUGUGCGCAGUUUGAGCAUACUGAAGUCAUCAGCACUUACGAUAGAGUACGCUACAAGACGAUCCAACGAAUCAUACCUUGUCUUAUCUACGAAGUACACACACAUGAACCAAUCAUGGAAGGCCAUGGUUACCGUUGCUAGGGUAGUAUUGAAUAUAUAUAUUAAAAACCC